Gasterosteus aculeatus aculeatus (three-spined stickleback) is the source of this 766-nucleotide messenger RNA. The record is from RefSeq and is a predicted model, not a curated record. NCBI's taxonomy places the organism in Eukaryota, Metazoa, Chordata, Actinopteri, Perciformes, Gasterosteidae.
AAAAGGAAUCUGUUGGUCGUUGCUAGGAAACAGUCACCUUUAUGUGUUUAUUUGAUUUUAUUGAGAAAAAAAAGUUCCAUUGAAGCAGUUUAAUCUGAUCGUUUCAUUGUCGCUGAAGGUGUGAGAAGACCUUCAGUCUUGAUCAUGUAUGGACCCCCGGUGGAUCUAUCGUUUAAAGGUAUCAGCAACACUGAAGCUGCAGUGCUGGAGGUUCCCCGAAGCGGCCGCCGGCCUUUAAGGACCAACUUGCAGCAGAAGUACCACAGCCGCUCGCUGCGUCUGAGCCACAACAGCAUCUCUGAUCUCGCCGGCCUGGAGUACAUCUGUGACCACUUUCUGGCUCAGCCGUCGAGGAUCGGCUGGCUGGACCUGUCGUUUAACCAGAUCACAUCCAUAGACCCGGUCGUGUGCGAGUUGCGGGAACUGCAUCUGUUGUACCUUCAUGGGAACGGCAUCUGGGACCUGUCGGAGGUGGACAAGCUGAGGGAGCUGCAGCAUCUACACACCAUCACGCUACAUGGAAACAUCAUCGAAACAAACAAGAAUUACAGGAAACAUGUGAUUUUUACACUGCCUCACUUGAAGACGAUGGAUUUCAGUGCCGUGACUCGCGAGGAGCGAGUUUUGGCAGAUGUUUUUCAUCAGUACAGCAGAAGUGGAAAAGCUACCAAGAAGAACCCUCAAUGACCGGGAAGUCAUUCAUUUAUUACCUUAAAUGUGAGGUUGUUUGAAUGAUGCCAAUAGCCCCCUGAUAUAAAGUAAUUUC